AUGGUGUUGCUAGUGCUUUUUAAACUAGUGCUUUGUGUUGCAGUAUUGGCUGUGGGUGCAUUAGCUUCAGCUGAGCCAUCUGUUAUCAUUCGUUUCCAUGGAGCUCCUCCAAAACACUCGAGGUUCACUGAUGCUGUUUUCCAAUAUUCAGUACAGAGGCCGGAUGGUGGCAAUGCUUGUAAGAAGAAUGCCUGUUCUUUUUCCUGUGAGCUUGAUGGGCAAACUUUGGGAUCAUGUCCAGCUGAUGCUAUAGUGUUGAAGAACUUAACUGUGAAUCACAAACACAGUUUUCUUCUCAAGGUCACAACCCAUGAUGGAGAGAAAAACUCUUCUUCUUAUUCAUGGUUCAUUGAUACAGUUCCACCAACCGCAACUAUAUUUAGCGACAAAAAUUACACAAAUGCUGCAAAAGUGACCAUUGAUGUCACAUUCAGUGAAGCUUGCACUGGAAUGGGUGGCUUCAAAUGUGUAAACUCAUCUAAUUGUGAUGUGUUAUUACAGGGUCCAGCUUAUGUUCAAGGUUCUUCACUACACAUGAUGAAACCUAACUUAGAAUAUAGACUUGACAUAUUUCUUUCGUCGACGAGUAUAUAUGGGCGAGUGAUUGUUAGAAUGGCAGACAACUUUUGUACAGACAAGGCUGGAAACACUUUUAAAAGGACAAAAGGUUCCAUUGUUGUUAUUCACUUUGAUAGAAGACCAGUGUUGGUGGAUUUAUGGAUGCCAGUUCCAUCAUAUGUGUUAAAGAUCAAUGGAUUCCCAAGAACUGUUAUGGCAACUAACAAAAUGGAGGACUUGAAAAUUUUCUUGGAUUUCAGCAUUCCUGUAAUGAAUUCAACAGAAGAACUCCUCAAUGCCUUGCAUGUGAAUUAUGGCAAUAUAUCGCCGAUCAGAAAUCAUGGGAAUCGUAAAUUCAUUUUUCAACUCAGAAACUUAUCAAAGACUGAAACCAUCACAGUUGAACUAGAAGCUGGGUUAGUUAUUAGCAGGACAGGCACCUCUGUCUCACCCGUCGCAGCGCUUACAGUACUUUAUGACUCAACAAAGCCUGAGGUGGGGCUAAGUACCAGCUCACCAAACGUGACGAAGGCAUCCAACAUCAAUGUGAUAGUUGAGUUUACAAAGCCAGUUUUUGGCUUUGAGGCUUCCAUGGUAGAAGUAGGAGGAGGAAAACUUACAAGGUUCCAGGAACUUUCAAGGGCUCUAUACUCUCUCACUGUCCUUGCUACAACUCCAGGCAUGGCUUUCAUCAGUAUUCCUGCAGGGAAAGUAAAUGACAUUUCAGGAAAUCAAAAUUUGGCCUCUAACCAACUUCAAGUGAACCACUACUCAACACCUGCAAUAUCAAUGGCACUGCACUCCUUUGUUACGGUUGGAGUAUUAGCAACAUCACUAGCAGCUGCUGCACUUUCUCUUUCCUCAGCAAAUCUUGGCUCAAUAGGCACUCUUGCCUCAGGAAAUACAAAUAAUGUUGCUUCCAGUCCAUCAAUGAAUCUACAUGGAUUGUAUGGGCACCUUCAAGUGUUUGUUCUCUCAGAUUGGCUAUCAAAUAACCAGCCAAUUGAAUAUUCAGAGACAACAAAAGGUCUUAGAUGGCUCAUACCUCGUCGAAAGCUUCCAUGGAAAAAGGAUGGCACUUCAACAUGGCCCAACCAUGAUUAUAUGGUUGAAGAAAAUCUCCAUAUAUUAUCCCUCAGAUUUCCUUAUCACACAAGGGGAUAUUCUCAGUUUGAUAUAAAUGCCAGUGAUCUUCCCAAAGUAAAAGAUCAGAAACCCUUUCUUACAGAGAUAGACCCAAAUGUUGCUUGGCUUCAUCAACACAAUAUGAGCAUGAAAAGUUCUCCAUAUGGGUUACCACUUAAUUCAAGAGAAUAUUUCACUUACUUCUUGAGAGGAGAGCCAUUGUCUGCCAGCAAUGUUGUGAAGAGAAUGGAGAAUUACAAAGGGUGGGAAGACUUGGAGAUGAACUUGUUCUGGCUUGGGGUGGGCGGAGGCAGUUUACUUAUACUUCAUGUUCUAAUAUUACUUUUUCUGAGAUGGAGAAUAGGAGCACCAGCUCAUGGGAUACUUUCAGUUCCCAGGUUUGAGCUUCUGCUUCUAAUUCUCACAUUACCUUGUAUCUCUCAGUCAUCAGCAUUUGUUAUGAGAGGGGAAACGAUGUGGGGAAUCAUCACUGGGGCUUUGUUGCUGGUAAUUCCAGCAGGACUUAUUUUAUCAGUUAGCCUUUUUCUUGUAGUUGCUAUCUUCCCUGGGGGUUUUGCUCAGUAUAAGGAAAUUAGGCAGGUGGAUAUAACAGAAUCAUGGCAUACAAAGCUGUGGCUCUUCGUAGUUGGGAGGCCGACGACGGGAAAAUGGUUUUUUAGGGAAGGGCUGCCAUCAACUUUCCUUCCAAGAUUUGGAAUUCUUUUUGAGGAUAGAAAGGGUCCUCCUUUGAUUGUCUUUGUUGACCAGAAUGACGCAAGAACCAUACCCAACUGGACUGAAAGUGGCAGAAGUGGGAUAGGAAGAAUGAGAGCUCUCAGCUCAGAAGAGAGCUGUGAAGAAAUCAAAGUGCCCUUAUCAAGGAGAAUUUUGGGGUGUGCUAGAUCUCUCUACAUUGUUCUUGAUCUUUUAAGAAGAGUAUGCUUAGGAAUAAUAUCUGGAGCUUGCUCUACUCAAACAUCUAGGGACAGCCUUUUUGCAUUGGUAGUAACACUCUUACAGUUCAUUUGCUUGUUCGCUCUCAGACCAUUCAUCCGAAGAGGAGUCCAUGUGGUAGAGAGUAUUUCUCUGUUAUGUGAAGUGGGUAUUUUUGGUUUGUCAAUUGCUAUAAACAGUUUAAGUCCAACUGAAGCAAGAACUCAGGGAUAUAUAAUGUUGGCUCUCCUCUUCAUAACCUUUAUUGCUCAAAUUAUAAAUGAGUGGUAUGCCCUGAUAAGAUUCAUUUUAAGACUCUCUCGGCCAAAGAAGAAUUCUUUUAGGCUUGGGUUGAAGUUUGCUGCUAAGGGUUUUGUGUUGCCUUUCCUUCCAAGGAAGCACUGGUCAAGCAUCAUCCCUAGUUCCUCUCAACCAAAAACAGGCCUAUCUGUCAUCCCUUUAAGUCCAGAAGCAGAAUUUGGAAGAAGAGAUACAACAGCAUCCAUUGCAGGACCAUACAGUGCCAUGACUGCAACAGUGGUUCCUGUGCUCAGUCCUGGUUCACCACCAGGCCUGAAUGUUACCCAGAUAACAAGUUCCCCAACUGCAGAAGCAACCCUUACAGGGCAGAGUUCAGGGGAAGGAAAACGGUUGAAGGAACUGAAAUUAGAGCGAAAGAAUGAGUUGAAGAAGCUCAGGGAGUUAGCAAAGGCAAGCUUCUCAGGCAUUUCGAAAGGCGAGGAAGGUACGAGUAGAAGCUUCAGAACUAGGGACCAAUAUUUCUCUCUUGAAUCCUCAUAUGAUCCUCAAGCCUCUACUUCAAAAACCAGAUACUAAUGUGAAAUUUGUUUGGCUGACAAAGGACAUCUAAAUAUUACUUCAUUUAACUGUAAACAGCUAAACAUCUUUCUUGUUCGUCGAUUCCUGACUUGGCCUAGGUAUUCUGUGACAAUUCAAAUAUCUUGUAGAGUAGAUUUCCUUCCCA
Molecule: messenger RNA, 3601 nt
Organism: Manihot esculenta (cassava)
Lineage: Eukaryota; Viridiplantae; Streptophyta; Magnoliopsida; Malpighiales; Euphorbiaceae
Exons: 13
Coding region: 1-3453 (1150 amino acids)
Source: RefSeq, a predicted model, not a curated record